Molecule: messenger RNA, 351 nt
Organism: Strongylus vulgaris
Lineage: Eukaryota; Metazoa; Nematoda; Chromadorea; Rhabditida; Strongylidae
Source: the annotation of a GenBank genome assembly
AUGGUGUUAAAAACGCUAUUUAUUAUUGAACUAACUGAUACAGAAGAAGGCGGACUUGAACUUGUUGAUCCAUCAUGGUCUGCUGAACGUGAACAAGAGACCGAGACUACCACAUCGGAAUUUGAAAUGCAUCUCAGCGAUAUGCGUUCGGAGUUCAGCGAAUAUUCUGGCUCAAGGAAGAGCUUACUUUUUGGUCCAGAAGAAGGUGGACCACCACGAAAGAAGGUGAAAUCGCCACCAGCGAUUUCACCAACUGGAUCUUCCACUAGUAUUUAUUCGGGUGGAAGUAGCAGUAUUGACUGGAAUUGGAAACAUUUACGAAAAUAUUAUAGGAAAGCUCCUAGUGCUUAA